CACCUACUAUCUAGUGUGAGUUUAUACGUGUUCUUAAGUUCAGUUCGGUAUGGAACGUGAUGUUGUGUUAAACUAAAGUAACAAGAUGUGUUGAUACAUGGUUCGGAAACAGCGAUUGUUGUAGUUGAGAAAUAAAAUUCGUAUUAUACUUUGUAAUUCUAAAGGAUUUGUGAUAAAUCUUAGGCGAAGACACUAUGGUUUCUCAUCCUUUCCAAAGCUUCCGGGGCUUAACUAUCACACAGCCUCCACUUCUUGUGUUUACUCUUUGUCUUAUGGCUUUUGGAGUUACUAUGGUAGUUUUGGCUUAUGUCGUUGGAGAGAAUGAAAUCACUGAUCCAGAGGACAUCAUGGAUUGGAAUAUAUUUCUUAAGCGUUUAACUGAACUGGAAAUGUGUGUUGAAAAGGAAGCUAUGAUAAACAGUAGCAGGCUUUCUGCACUUAGAAAUCUGCAAUCACCUGAGUAUACAACUUUUGACUUCUCUCAAACUUCUAACCUGACAGCUAUUGGGAACUCCUCUGUACUGUUCCAACUGAGUGCCAAGAGGCCUGUAGUUGAUCAGUCACAAAGCCUAAGUACUUUGAUAACAGAUAUUUCUAGUUCUGAUGAAGAUAUUCAAAUACUACCAAAUGUUUCAUUAUCAGUGGCUGUACCUUUCAAGCUCAGCAAAAUGCUAUGGAAUGCUAUGAUUUCCAUGAAAAGUCUCAGUGGUGUUGUGACAGGCAGACUGUUAGGGUUUUCAGGUAAGGCAGCAGACCAGGAACUCAACGUCACCAUUAGCUUACCAUUUCGGAAGAUGACGUGUUCAGAGAUGGGGUGCACAGUUAUGACCUGUCUUACAUUCUAUGGCUCAUCUAUGUUGAUUCCUCAGACUAGACGUCCACCCAGUUGUCAGGUAUAUCCUACAACUCUCACAGUUCCCUUGAGUCUAUUACAUUCAGGAGAUGUAGAUUUUGGACCUGACACCUGUGCUGGUGGAACACAUGUUACAUUACAAUAUGAAGAAGAUCCAGAGCUUAGUGUCAUGUUAUCUUAUUUUGAUCGAUCCAUGGUAAAUCUUCAUCUGAUGCACACCAGUUACUUUCUGUUUUUUAUGGUUAUGACUUUAUUAUGUUUUGCCAUCAUUAAAGGCCGUUAUCGUACGACAAAGUCUCAUAUGGUAGAAAAGAACUUAUUGGAUGCUUGAAAUAAGAUCCUUGUAUACAGAUAUCUGAAGACCAAAUUUUCAAAAAAGAAAAAAACAGAACAGAGAAGAUGGUUUAAGACAUAAUAAUGAUUUUAUGUCAAGAUAUUAGAAUUUAUUCAAUUCCCUAACUUACAGAAAUUUGUUUGCAGGGUAUACUACAACCACUAUUAUUAUCAAUUUUGAAACUAUAUCCACAAAAAGCCAAGUUCUCUGUACUAAAGUUUGAGGAAUGCUUUCCUUUAUACAUGUUGGAGAUAAGCCAUUUAUGUGUAUUUUGUAAUCAUAUUGUACUUUCUUAGCUAUUCUAAAUAUUCUAAUGUAAGAAAAUUCCAUAUAUGAGGGGAUAACUUGUAGGUUUUAAAAUUAGCAUGUAUUUUUACACAUCUAGUCAUAUAAAGCAAGCCAUUAAUAAUUAUUUGUACACUUGUUUACAGUUACUUGACUAGCACCAAGAAACUUUGUUCACUUUAGAUGGGUGAAUUUAUGUUUAUGUAAAAUAAUUUAAGUAAAUACGUAGGUUUAAGCCAUAUCGUGUGAAACAAGAACUGAUUUGGAGUUAUAUGUACAUUUUAUGACACCAUUAAGAUUCUCUUAAUAUUUUUUCUUUUUAUCGUGUUUCAAGAAAGAUUGUAACUGUUCUUGUUGUAAAAAUAAAACACUAUAUGCCAAUAA
Limulus polyphemus (Atlantic horseshoe crab) is the source of this 1856-nucleotide messenger RNA. RefSeq names its product transmembrane protein 248-like. The transcript has 7 exons. Lineage: Eukaryota; Metazoa; Arthropoda; Merostomata; Xiphosura; Limulidae. The coding region runs from base 195 to 1184 and encodes 329 amino acids. The record is from RefSeq and is a predicted model, not a curated record.